Vavraia culicis subsp. floridensis is the source of this 624-nucleotide messenger RNA. RefSeq lists its product as uncharacterized. Lineage: Eukaryota; Fungi; Microsporidia; Pleistophoridae. The transcript has a single exon. The record is from RefSeq and is a predicted model, not a curated record. The coding region runs from base 1 to 624 and encodes 207 amino acids.
AUGCUACAAAAUUAUUUGAAAAACAAGCGCGUUCUCUUAAAGCUUUCCUAUCUUACACAGCAUUGCCAGUCAAAUUAUCCAUUUACUAUAGCCGACUUUGACAAAAGAUUGGUGAAAUAUGUACAGAAAAAAUACAAGGAGUUCAGAAACAAACAAAUACGGGUCGCAAGAGCAGAAAAGCGUGAUUGUUACGAUAACGUAUCCCUUUCGAACUUUAAUGAUUUUAUAUUGAUGAAGCCCACGAACGACAAGAUCUAUAAGUGUUUGAGGCCCGACGACAUGGUGAUGGAAUGGCUAUUGGAGGUAUACGAUAAGGGCGGUUUUAAGGAGUGUCCGUUCUGUUUCAAGAAAAUUGAUGCAAAUUCUUUUGAACAACACGUGAAGAACGAAAUUAAUCCGGAGAGCAGCGGCCAGAGUACAAACAGAAUUAAAGUGCUAAUCGAGUUUGAAUGUGAUAAAAAGGUUGUGCUUAUUGCAUCUAAAAGUGUAAAGGAAGCUAAGAAGGAGAUCGGUGCAGAACUUAAAAUACCUGUUUCUAAAUUGCAUUUGUUUGAGGGAAAGAGAGCACUGAAGAAUACCGAUGACAUUUGCAGUAAUGAAAUAAUAUUGAGAAUGAAGCGUUGA